UGAAAAGAAAUUAAAAUUUUUGGAUAUCGGCACGGGUUGUGGAAAUAUAGUAAUUUCUUUGGCGAAAAAUCGGCCAGCAGAUGAUUUUUUGGCUGUGGAUAUCAACGAGCAGGCCUUAAAAGUGGCGAAAAUAAACGCCGCUCGUCAGGAAGCAAAAAAUAUUCGAUUUAUCAAAAGUGAUUUAUUUAGUAAUAUAGACAAGAAAGAAAAAUUUAAUAUUAUUGUGGCUAACCCACCUUAUGUCAGCAAAAGUGAAUAUCAAGAUUUAGUUCCGGCAGUCAAAGAGCAGCCCCGAAAAGCCUUAAUAGCCGCCAAUGAGGGCUAUUUUUUCUAUCAAAAAAUUUUCCGUCAGGCUCGCCAUUUUUUAGCAAAAAAAUUCCUUUUAAUGGUCGAAAUUGGCCCCCAGCAAGCCGAAAAUGUCAUAAAAUUAAUAAUAGAACAUUUGCUCAGUCGGUUAGAGCGUCUGACUGAAGAUCAGAAGACAACAGCAACAAAAGUAACAGUGAUAGGAAAAGCCGGAUUGGCUGAAAGAGUUUAUAAUUCAAAGAGUCGUUAUUCAGAAGGACGAAGAAGUUUAUUAAAAGCAUUAAGUAAAUCACAAAUUGAUGCCGUGAUUGGUGGAAUAUUAGAGGAAAUCGAAAAAGCUCUCAUUAAAGGAGAGAAGGUUAGUUUUCCAGGAUAUUUUUCUCUACAAACAACAUUACAAAAGGCUCGUGUGGCCAUGAAUUUACAAACUAAGAAAAAAAUGAAUAUUCCGGCCAAAAGGGUUCCUAAAGCGAAAUUCUCGCUCAAUGGUAGAGCCAUAGCCUUCCAAGCUAUUGAUGGGG
Molecule: messenger RNA, 827 nt
Organism: Racocetra persica
Lineage: Eukaryota; Fungi; Glomeromycota; Glomeromycetes; Diversisporales; Gigasporaceae
Source: the annotation of a GenBank genome assembly